CCCCCUUUUGCAGCAGGCGGCGGGGCCGGUCCCAGCCCGGCCGAGGGCUCCACACCACGAACCCGCUUGGGGUGGCCGGAGAAGGGUCCGGCGCGCUCCUCCAUGGCUGCUCGGGACCGAAAAGCGCCCCCCAAAUCUGCUGCCCUCGUCGCUGGUGUUUGGGGGUCACCCCUCCCUGGAGAGCCCCGGGGGUCUCGCCCCAUCACCCUGGAGAGCUCGGGAUAACUCAGAUGCGGCAUCGGAGUUGCCUGACCCCGUCCUGACCCGGCCUUCACCCGCACUCCCCGUGCCAUGAAGAGGAAGCCGGGGAACGGGCGGGGGCCGGACCCCGCGGCCCCCCAGCAGCGAGCCCGCUCUGUCACCAAGCCAGCAGAGUACGUGGGAUCCUUCACGCUGGAGGAGCCGGAGCUGCAGCAGCGAGCGGGGCGGGUGGAGGAGCAGCUGCGGGCACUGAAGGACUGUCCCAGCAGGAGGUCGGUGCUGCUCAGGUUCAGCUUGCAGGGGCUGAAGGUCUACGGAGCUGAUGGGGAGACGCUGCUGAUGGCACACGCGCUGCGCCGCAUCCUCUACAGCACCUGGAGCCUCCCCGACCGCCAGUUCGCCUUCGUGGCCCGCAACCCCCAGAGCCCCCCCAGCGCCCUCUUCUGCCACCUCUUCGUGGGGCUCCCGGGAGAGGUCCAGACCCUGCACCUCCUGCUCUGCCGCUCCUUCCAGCUCUGCUACCUCCUGGCGCACCCCGAGGAGCAGGCGGCCGAGGGGGAGCUCCCGGGGCCGGGGGUGCUGCGGGAGCCCCUCAACCCCGAGGAGGUGUCACGAAAUGUCAACGCCCUCGUGUCCUUCCGGCGCCUGCCCGGCCUCGGCCCGCUGGGCACCGGGGAGCGGCGGCCCGAGGCGGAGGGCAGAGCCUGGCGCCCGGGGAACCCGUACUGCUCGCCGGUGCUGGUGCGCAAGAAAGCCAUCCGGAGCAAAGUGCUGCGCUCGGGAGCCUACCGGGACUGCGGGGCCGAGGGGCAGCUCCACCAGCAGCCCCGAGACGCCGCGGCGGCGGGAGGGGAAAGCAAAGGGGCGAGGAGCUUGGCCUUCCUGCCCGAGAACGAGAGCGUCCUGGCCGAGAGCGUGUGGUCCUUCGCCGGCAUCGCCAGGGCCGCGGGGGUCUCGCUGUUGCGGCGGGACGUGCCCGGUUCGUUCCUGCUGCGCGCCGAGCCGGGGCUGCCCAAGCGCUGGUGCCUGUGGGUGCGGGCUCCGUGCGGCGUGGUGAGCUACGGCGUGCUGCGGACACAGCACGGCCGCUUCUGCGUGGAGCACUCCAACGCCGAGUUCUCCAGCGUGGCCGCUCUCCUGGCGCACUACUCCGGCCCACCGGGGGGCUGCUUCUGCCGCCUGGGCCCCGGCCGGCGCAACCCCGGCUACGAGGAGCGGGACCCGGGCGGCGGCGGGGCCAGCGCGGGGCCGGGAGAGGCCGCCUGGGCCCCCGCCGCCCCCGCCGGGGCGCAGCACGAGCGGGGAUAGCCCCGGACCCCGCACGGCCCCCCCGGCACCCCCGGCUCUCACCCGCUGCCUGCCUUACCCCGGCCCCGGCCGCUCCCCGCAAUA
Melozone crissalis (California towhee) is the source of this 1593-nucleotide messenger RNA. It is a transcript of the gene SH2D5, whose product is annotated as SH2 domain containing 5. The record is from RefSeq and is a predicted model, not a curated record. Gene Ontology annotation, cellular component: postsynaptic density. NCBI's taxonomy places the organism in Eukaryota, Metazoa, Chordata, Aves, Passeriformes, Passerellidae. Bases 292 to 1509 code for a protein of 405 amino acids. The transcript is spliced from 10 exons.